This is a messenger RNA of Funneliformis mosseae, 174 nucleotides long. Lineage: Eukaryota; Fungi; Glomeromycota; Glomeromycetes; Glomerales; Glomeraceae. The record is from the annotation of a GenBank genome assembly.
AUGUCAUCCAAAGGUGAAAGCGUCGAGGGAUGCAAUCAUCAUAGCCUCAUUGAUUUGCGUGGAAUUUUUUUUGCGCGAAUGUUUUUUGAUCUUUUCGGAAAACCCGAAACUUACAACUUGAUAUUUUUAGUUCAAACAAUUUUUGUUAUCUUUCCGCCAUCUCUAAAACAAUGA